GGGGGGCAGAAGACCCAGGCAAGCCGGCAGCCCCCGCCCCUGCGCCCCUCUCCGCGGCCCCCAGGCAGGGGGCCGGCCAGGUUCUCUCCCAGCCCGGGCUAGGCUGACGUCGGCGCGCCCCUGCCGCGCUCUUGCUUUACUACAGCCAGCCGGCGGCUUUGUGUGGGUCCCGUCCCUCCCCCAACUCCCCCCUCCUUCUCCGUGCCCACACCUUCCCGUUUAUAUAUAACGCGCUGCCGCUGCUGCUGCUGGGGCUUCGCAGCUGGCUGGGAGCGAGCGAGCGAGCGAGCGAGCUAGGAGAGUUGGCGAGAGAGGAGCCAGGGGGUGUGGGUGUAGAAGACAGACCAGGCUCCGGCGGAGGCUGUAGGGGCAAGCGGAGCCCAAGCCAGAGCCCUAGGGUCGGCUGUCGGGCACUGCCUGCCUUCUACCUUGCUCAAAGACCCCUCCGAGUCCGGCGGGAUCCGUGAGGGUUUCAGUUCCUCGGGGCAAGCUUGGUGAUCAAACUGGGAUCUAUGAGUGGCAAGGUGAUGAAACCCAAGGAAGAGAAAGAUGCUUCGAAGGCGCUGGAUGACGCUACCCCUGGCACACAGGAAUACAUUAUGUUACGGCAAGAUUCCAUCCAAUCAGCGGAAUUAAAGAAAAAAGAGUCCCCCUUUCGUGCUAAGUGUCACGAAAUCUUCUGCUGCCCACUGAAGCAAGUACACCUCAAAGAGAACACAGAGCCGGAAGAGCCCCAACUUAAGGGUAUAGUUACAAAGCUAUACAGCAGGCAAGGAUACCACCUGCAGCUGCAGGCAGAUGGAACAGUUGAUGGGACAAAAGAGGAAGACAGUACCUACACACUGUUUAACCUCAUACCUGUGGGGUUACGAGUGGUGGCCAUCCAAGGAGUUCAAACAAAAUUAUACCUGGCAAUGAACAGCGAGGGAUACCUGUACCCAUCGGAACAUUUCACCCCUGAAUGCAAGUUCAAAGAAUCGGUGUUUGAAAAUUAUUACGUGACGUAUUCAUCAAUGAUAUAUAGACAGCAGCAGUCGGGCAGAGGAUGGUAUUUGGGGCUUAACAAAGAAGGAGAGAUAAUGAAAGGAAACCAUGUGAAGAAAAACAAGCCGGCAGCACAUUUCCUUCCCAAACCACUGAAAGUGGCUAUGUACAAAGAACCAUCCCUUCACGAUCUCACAGAAUUCUCCAGAUCUGGAAGUGGCACACCCACCAAAAGCCGCAGUGUCUCCGGAGUGUUAAAUGGAGGUGGCAAAUCCAUGAGUCCUAAUGAAUCAACGUAGCCAGGUUAAGGCAAGUUCAAGUGCUCUAUACUGGAACCUUACCUCCGGAUGCAGUUGAAUUCUUAAUGGCGGUCUUUCAUCCAAAUGGCCAAUUUUAGAAUAAAAACCACCAAAUAUGCAUAGGUUUCCCCCACACCUUCCCUUUUAUCAGACACUAUAUUUACUGGCUAGCAGUGGAUAUAGCUCAGUAAUACAAAAUAUGAUAUGCUCAUGCAUAUCACAAGGCCCAGGUUAGCCGACAAAACCCAAUCUUUGGGGAAAAAAUUGGACAGUCAAUAUCCAAAUCCCCUUUUCCCAUAGCCUCUCGUCCCAUCCCAUCCCCCUGGGGUUACCUAUGCUUGGUGGAAAACCAAACCAAACCAAACAACACUUAACAGCACACACUGCUGAUAUGAAUUUGCUUUGUAACCAAGGGGGAAAAAAAGACCAUUUUUAUUCUUCAAGGGGAAUCUCAAAACUUUCCACUUUUAUUGGGUCAAACCAAUCAAUCCAACCAUUAAUCAGUUAUCUUGUCUUUUUUCUUUGCUUACUGUUUUAUAUCUAAGCUUGAUAAAACUCUUUCUUUAAUUUAGAAUAGCGCAACCUUUUCUUUUUUUAUUUUCAACUUCAAAUGGUUCUCUCGCUCUGCGUCUUUCAAAUCAAACUCUACUUCAGGGUUGGAACUGAGUCGGCAUCUCAGGCUUAAGUUUUCCGUGGUGAUUUUGACACAUGAUGAUCAAUACAUUUUUAUAGGUUUGUUUAGCCCCCUGGUCAAGUUUUUGUGUUGACCCUCAUGUGUAGAAAUCUUGUCACCCCCUGGUCAGUGGAAGAUAACAUUAAGGUUAACAGCAAUCCGCCAGUGUAGACAUAUGUAAACAUGUGCAAAACAAUUAUCGUGGCUUCUAUUCUAAAGACAGGAGCUGUGGAAUGAAGUGAUGUCGUGUAUUGUGUUGUCGUGGUGUUGUUUUUUCUUCUGAUGAGAACUGUCUUACUUGUAGAAGUCCUCCUGUCAAUGUAUUGGACCUAUGAUUAUUCUGUCUAUGGCAGUGUUAGGACAGGUUAGCUCUCAAAUGAAUAUACUUAUACUGCUACUGGAAAAGUGUUGCCAUUUACUUAGAUGUCCAUUAGCUCGCCCUAUCUGUUGCAUGGGAGAAAGUGGGAGUCUUGGCAUCGAGUUGCAUGACAUGUCUGAUUUAUGUGUAUUAAUCCUCGUUGAAUCUUGUGCUCCCAAACUGGGCGGAGCUUCUCUAGACAGUCAGCUGUCUGUCUUGUACAAAAAAGGCAUGUGUUAUCUCUUAUAAAUAUAUAUUUAUACACAUGCUCUGAAUAAACUAUUUCUAUUAAGAUGUCCUUUUCUAAACAGCUAGUUAACUGAGCAAAUGCUCUAUUUGGAUUCUAGAUUGGUAGCUAGUCUGUAACCACAUUUGGAGUUUUAGUCAUGUAAGGCAAGGGGAAAGAGUCCAUUCCCUCCCCGCCUUUUUUGAAUGGGUAUAAGGGUACUUUUUACCUGGAAACAGCUUGUGCUGUAAGAAGAGAAGAUAGUGAAUAACUAGAGAGGUGGAAUGGAGAUGUAGGCAAGUUUUUCUGGGCUCUAUGAGGGCCCAAGCAGCGUGCCCACGCAGGCACAUUUGGGAGGGGGCCCAAUCUAGCGCCUUCUGGCCUGUGGUCGCCCUCCUUACCCACUUAGCUCUCUUUGCAGGUUUGCCGGCUGGCUAAACCUGCCCAGUCAUCACCCUGGAGCUCUUGGUCUCUUUGAGCUUGGCCAGGAGGUGUGUGGAGGGGCUCUUCGGGGCAGCCUGACAAGCUUAGACAGCUAACCUGCUCAAUCACCCUGGAGCUUGAAGAAAGUUUGAGCUGGUCUGCAUCUGCAUCACUUUCUAAACCAACCAGUGGAUGCACGACCUGCUUUUGUUUCUGCCUGGGUUUAUGUGGGUUGAGGGAAGUAGCCCACUUCCUCGCUCCAGAAAACAGGAAUUUGAAGGCCAAAGUUACCUGGCCUCUACUAAGCUAUUGCUGCCCCUCAGUCAGCUUGAGUGUAAAGGUUUGAGUGAGCCAGGCAUUGUUCUGGCUCAGUGCGAGUCUUGUAAUACAGAAUCCCCAGACCAAGCCCAGCGCUUCAAAAAGAAUGCUUCCUCUGGAAGACCUUUCCAAAGGUGGCAGUGCUGAAGCUUGAUUACCAAGGUUUCCAAAACUCUGACCAACACACUGUGGGCACACACACUCUCACACAGUAGUCUAUAACAGCAUACUCUUCAUCUGCUUUCAACAUCACCAUCCCUACAUAGCGAACCUCUUCAUGUGCAUGGUACUGUCUUAAGCACCAUACAAAAUAUUAAAAACCAAAAAAAAAACAGAAAAUCAAACAAACAACAAAAAAAAAUCCCCAUUGCUUCCCUCAAGCAGCUUCUGCAUCUAUGAAGACAACACAAAUGUCCAGAUUUCGGGCUCUUUUUCAUUCACUCCUCUGGUUCCUAGUUGUGUUUACGCCAUGUGAGAAUGCACGCCUCAUCACCAAUGAGACCUAGAAGGAUGCCGCAGGAUUGGAAGGGAGGAGGAGGAGGGAACAUCUGGGAAGGACAAGUGUUUUUUUCAUAACUGCUUACUCAGUCUAGAAGAGUUUUGUGACCACCACUCCCCCCUGCCACACACAUAUACACCCUCAGCCCAGGACCAUAGUCCCACUAUUUGCCCUGGUGAUUUUUCUAAGAAAGGGUGUUCCGAAUUCAGGCAACCUUGACCCAAAGUUUCCAAACAUUUCCAAGCAUCCAUUAUUCAAAUAUUCAAAUGUGAAAUUUAAUUAGAGUCUCUAACCAUUUGUACUAGUCGUUAAUGGGUAUGAGAAGGGGGAUGAUAUAUAAGGGUGUGUGGACGAGUUAUUAAGUUCAUGGGACCCAACUAGAUCAGUCUGGUUGGAUAAUUUAGAGAGCAAGAAGACCUGGGGGAAGGGCAUGAAGAAACAAGUGGUCAAAAAGUAUUUCAGUUCCCAUUUUAAAUGAAGAAAUUCCAGGCCUUCUUGCCUUCAGAGAUCCAUUGUACUAGAGUUUGGUUAACAGAAAACCUUUCCCACAUCCCUACCAUUUUGCUUCUGUAAUUGUAAAUUUCAUUUACAGAAACACUUAAGUAGCUCACUGAGGAGAUGCUAGACAUUUGCAGCCAAAAUACAAAAACAUUUUUACAAUCCACGGUCUUGUGCAUUAGUGACUAUAAUUCCAUCCACAAAGAGCAAGUUCUCACAGUCUGUCUUGCCUAGCUUCAGUCUCCUAGAAAGAAACAUCUGGCUGCCAUACUGGACUCUCGUCCAAUGCCCACAGUGUGCCCCACCCCCCACCCAGUGUGACUCCCUUCGAGUUGUGCUGGGAACUCUCUAGCCCAUGCUGUAUUAACAAGAGAUGUUUCUAAGUGCUGACUGCCCCCUGGCAUUGAUGAAGAGAAUCCCAACCCUGCUGAAGUAGUGUUUUGGUGUUAAAUAUUUCAUUAUCUAUCCCAACUGGUCUUUUCCCCUAAUGUGUUAUUGCUUUGUAGAACUUUGUUAAAAUCUGUAAAAAUACUGUGGAAAUGAUAACCUGUAUGUCUUGCUAUAUGGUGUUGGUUUCUUUAGGACAAAAUGAAUCAGCUCUUACGCUGACUUCAAAGGAAUGCUUAAUGUUCUUGAUUUUUCUUGUCUCCUAUAUUCUAAUAAAGCAUCCAGAAGAGUACAUUAUAUUGUUAUGGAUUAUUCUGACUUCUCUUUUGAGUGUGUUUUGAGGAUGUUUGUAACACCUGUGUUCUGUCAUGGUGCAGUAAGGUUCUCAACAAAUAUACAACCUGGACCCGGUUUUCAAUCUCUGGCAUCAAAACCAAUUCACCAAAUUCCAAUCUGAUUUCUCUUCUUGCACCCUAGCUGAAAUAGACAGAUCCUCCACACUCAUAAAUUCCCAUCACUCCCCCGCCCCACCCCCUCAGGGCUCAGGGGAUGCUCAAGAUCUUUGGGAAUACCGCCAAAUAUUUGGCCAGAGGACCAGCCCAAAGGGAGCGUUGGAUGGUCAAGUAGAUGAAAGAGCUCCCUGACCUGUGAAAAUGCCCUUCUCUUUAUGGUAAUCCUGUACUCUAUGGUGCCCGGUAUUGGAAAAGGGCGACUGCAUGUGCCCAUAACAUGUCUAUUUGGUAAUGUAAAUAGUUGUGUGUACUCUUGUAAGAACUUGUUUUCAAUUUCUGUAAUGUUAUCAAAUACAGUAAGAAAAAAUGCAUCCAGGCUAGUGAAAAGCUCAACUGUUGUUGGUUAAUGGCCUGGCCUGUUGGCUCUGAGUGUAUGACUUUCUAACUGUCCAUGUUGCACAGUGAGUAACAGCAGCCUGAAUAAAGCAUUCAUUCAAAGACA
Molecule: messenger RNA, 5619 nt
Organism: Trichosurus vulpecula (common brushtail)
Lineage: Eukaryota; Metazoa; Chordata; Mammalia; Diprotodontia; Phalangeridae
Gene: FGF13
Product: fibroblast growth factor 13
Exons: 7
Coding region: 513-1283 (256 amino acids)
Biological process (GO): regulation of cell migration; positive regulation of gene expression; positive regulation of cell population proliferation
Cellular component (GO): cytoplasm
Molecular function (GO): growth factor activity; fibroblast growth factor receptor binding
Source: RefSeq, a predicted model, not a curated record